AUGAAGUUUCUAGGAUGGACGUGGCAUAAGUUACAGCAAAGUAAUAUUGAGCCUUUCAAGGAUUUCAGAAUUGGGAACUACUGCACCUGUCUUUCAGCUUAUUCAUCCUUCAAUGAGCAAGACUCGCAUCCUAAGUCAACUUCCAGCUGUGGAUAUGGAUCAAGAUACACAACCCAGCGCAAACAGGAAAGUGAAAACUCCACAGAUUUCAAAGCUGGUGAAGUAGACAACUUUGGAGAUGAAACAUCCACUGACUUUCUGACCAUUGGAACUCUGGCAUCUGAGUGGGCUAUUGGCGAGCCUGUAACACCAAGAUUCACCAUGUUUUUGGAAAACAUAACCGAGGGAAAAACAGAGGUGACAGAAAAUGAUUUUAAGGUCAUCAAUGAUGAACUGGAGAAGUUCCUUGGGCCUGAAGCUGAAGAACAUGGGUCUCAUGAAUCAUCAGGAAGGAACAGUCUGGUUAGCACAAUUGCACUUAAUGGUGAGCCAACACAAGAAGUGAGUGCUGAAGAAUAUGGGAAGGCAAUUGUUUGUCCACUUCAAGGAUAUCUGUUUGGGUCUUUGAUAGAACUCCCAGAAACAAGAUUUCAGGUAAAGAAAGAAAAGGCAACACUUGCAGAACUGUUCUACGGUACAAAAAUUGCAGAUGAGAGUACUAUGGAAAAAUGUGGGAAAGAAGAAAUGCAGACCAAACAAACAAGUAAACCUCUCAAGCAUUUCAUCAAGAAGAUUCUGAAAAUGCUUCAUGCUUCUUCAAGGAGUUCUAUCUCUUUCACCAAAGAAACUAAUCCUGUUUCAACCAAGAAAAAACUCCAAAAGGUCACUAGACUGUUUCACAGAAAAAUCCAUCCUGAAAGCUCUAUAGCUGAAAGAGAAUCAAAAGUUCAGCAUAAGAAUGAGAUGAAUAAUACUCCUUACAAUGAUGGCGAUAGUACUGAUGGAGAGCAGAUGCACCAAGUUGAAGUCAAGAACUGGUUUUCUCAGGGAUCAACGUCCAGGGCAGGAACACAAAAUUACAAGUCCUCAGUAAUGCCUCAGCCUCAAUAUGGAGUUACUGGUUGUACUGCUGCAAGUUCAAAUGGGGCGCACUGGAUUAAAACAGAAGCAGACUCUAUCUAG
Gossypium arboreum is the source of this 1122-nucleotide messenger RNA. RefSeq names its product protein LAZY 1. The record is from RefSeq and is a predicted model, not a curated record. Gene Ontology annotation, biological process: gravitropism; regulation of auxin polar transport. Lineage: Eukaryota; Viridiplantae; Streptophyta; Magnoliopsida; Malvales; Malvaceae. The transcript is spliced from 5 exons. The coding region runs from base 1 to 1122 and encodes 373 amino acids.